Molecule: messenger RNA, 3757 nt
Organism: Plectropomus leopardus (leopard coralgrouper)
Lineage: Eukaryota; Metazoa; Chordata; Actinopteri; Perciformes; Serranidae
Gene: palmdb
Product: palmdelphin b
Biological process (GO): regulation of cell shape
Cellular component (GO): membrane; cytoplasm
Source: RefSeq, a predicted model, not a curated record
GAACACACCACACUGUCUCAGAAAGCUACCUCUGUGGAUAGAGAGGCAGAUGGAAAAGACCUGAACGAAGGUUGCAGCACAACUGAGAAUCACAACUCCUUCUCUGUCACCAUGGAAACCACUGAGCAAUCAGAGCUGGCGAUAGACUGUGUAGAGAAGGUCGCUGUGGUUGAUUCACCUGAGCAGGGAAAGGACUUCAGUGCAGAUGAUGAGCAAGUUUGUUUUGAGACAGACAUAUUAGAUUUCCCAGGGAAAACAGCAAUGCUUGGCAAAUUAUUAACUGACCUGCCAGCCAGCACAAGUGAGAUUGACAAGCCUGACUGCUCUGAGACCACUGUUUGCACUGAAAUACCUUGUCAGGAUCAAAUGGAAGCUUUGAUAUUAGAAUCAGGGCAUGAAGAGCUGAACAGGAAUGAGUCAAUCACCUCAUCUGUGUCAGACACGCCCUCCAGUGCUGACAGUGUUUAUGAGAAUGAUGCUCAUCGUAAGAGGCAGGACAUGCCUGAUCCUGAGCAAAAACAAGACACUGAACCAGACCAGUGUCCUGAGCCAGAGCAAGACCCUGAACCAGACCAGUGUCCUGAGCCAAAGCAAGACCCUGAACCAGACCAGUGUCCUAAGCCAGAGCAAAAACCUGAACCAGACCAGUGCCCUGAGCCAGAGCAAUACCCUGAACCAGACCAGUGCCCUGAGCCAGAACAAAACCCCAAACUAGAGCAGUGUCCUGAGCCAGAGCAAUACCGUGAACCAGAACAAUACCCCGAGCCAGGAAAAUACCCCAAGCAAGAGGAAGACCUUGAGCUGGGGCACUACCCUGAGCCAGAACAAGACCUUGAAGCAGAGCAGUACCCUGAGCCAGAGCAAUAUCCUGACCUAGAGUUACACCAUGAGCCAGAUUCUGAGGAUAAUGAGCUUAAUCUCGGAGAUGAUUAUCAAAAUGUGGCAAUAGACACAGAGGAAGACCAAGACAUCCUAUUUGAACCACCCAUUACAGAGGAGUCGAUAUUAGAGCAGUGUAUUCGGGAAGAUGCAUUGUCAGAUGUUUCCAAUGAAUCCUGCCAUGAUCUUGAGCCUGAUGAAAUGGAAGAAUGCCUUAGAGUUGAGAUUGCAGCAGCUUCCUCAGACAGUGAGGCAGAUGAAAAAUGGAGAACAAUAUUCUCUUCUUCAAUAAAUAAAGAAGAUGAUGACUCAUAUUUGGACAGUCUUCAGCUGAGUGCCCAGGAGCUCUUUGUGCAGAGGGUUGAGGUGACAGACCUUGAGGAACCAGACAACAACAAUUUUGAAGAGGUACGUUUUGAGGUUCCACAAGUGGAGCAAGUUCUUGAACAACCUGAGGAUAUCAUUUCCUUUCCUACCCCUCUACAAGAGGUUAAAUACAACCCUUUAGGCCUCCAAGGUUUGUCUAAAAUCUCUGAAGAUGAGAGCGAAAAUGGGAGAGAUGCCAGUCAUAACCACGCCAACCAUAAGCACAUCACUGCAGAUUCUAACAAGAAGCUUCCGAAAGACUUCUGUGUGAUACAAGAGACUAUGAGCGAGAAUGUUAGCACAGAGCAUGUGGACUUCCAGCUGGCUCGCAAACAGUGGCGGGAAAUGGAAGAGCAAACCAUGAACAAGAUUGUCUUACCUACAACCAAGCAGCCCAGCUUUCAUGGCAGCCACAGCUUCAUGUACACACCUGUCCGUAACAUCGAAAGAACUCACAAGAAAGCACAUGAUCUGGAGAACUUGAAUCUGGCUAGCGAUUAUCCUCAAACCCAAUUCAGCCCUUGCUCAGAGGAUUCUGGCCUGGACGAUUCCAGUUACAGGUCCCCUUACGAUGACCCAGAAACACCAGUAGAAAGGGAGAUUCGCAUAUCAAUGGAGAGAGAAGAAAACUUCAAGAGAGAGAGGGGCUUUUCCAGGAUGGGCAAAUCAACUGAUUGUGCUCCAUCACGAAGUAUGCCUAGAUCCAUAAGCACUCCAUUGACACCAUCAUUCAUCAUCACCUCCUCACCCACGAAGGAACCACUGAAACAUGAAGUAUCAGCAAACAAUGUCAUCAUUCUCGACCCUAGCAAUGACUUUACCUCCGGCCCCAGACGUGACAAAGACAAUAUGACAGCUCAGUCCCAUGAGUGGUGCUCUGAGGACAGCAGCUCCAAUGUCAUCAUCCUAGAGACAUCCAAUCUGAUUAUUCGCAGUACCUCUGAGUUCUCACUCAAUAAAGCCAGCGAGCAACCCCAGGAAAAAGUGUUCCUUAACAAUCCCUUUUUCAAACUGCGUUCAAGAAGCACAAUAUCACUGGUGGAUGAAGAGAUAAAGAUGGUGAAGCAGAGGGAGGAUGAGCUAAGGAAGGAGAGGGCCAAUCUAUAUGGCAAAGACAGGUUCAAUACAGAAAGGAUAAUGUCAAAUCACAUGGACACUUUGUCAUUUGGCCAUUCAGUUGAUGUACCAGUGAAGUGCAAGUCCUCUCCAUCAUCACCAAUGAAAACAGCCUACAGGAUGGAUCGCUCUGCUUUAUCCUGUGAUCACAGAUUUCCAGAGGUCUACACAGGAGGAAGACGCAAGAGUGCCAUGGCUCUGCGUUGGGAGGCAGGCGAGUUUACAAAAAACGACUGAAGAGGAUCAAGUCAACAUUUUGCCAUCUAAAAGCAUCAAUUGUCAGUGUUUUACCCUGUCAGGUUAAAUGCAGUGUUGCAGUUGUUUGUUUCAUCUUGACAUCGUGUCAUAAACUAAACGCUUCUGUGAUGCUUUGGGCAAAACUAAGACAAUGAGAAUGUUUGUGGCCACAUUUCUUUAGGUUAAGUUAAUAGAGAACCAAACAGUAUUAUGCUGUACCAUCAACAAGAUAACCCUUGAUUCUGGUCUGAGAUCAUGCACUAUUUUCAGAUCCCCACAUGGCACUAAAUUAUCCUCAUCCCUUUUUAAUCAACUCUCAGAGCUGCUGGUUUUAUCUCCAGUUAGACCAAAACUUCUAUAACUUGCUGUUUUUAUGAAGUAAGGUUUAUUACAAUACUGACAAGGAUGGUGCCAAUACACAGUUUCCAUUUAAAACUAAUUAUUUUGUUGUUGUUUUUUCAAGUGGUGAUGAUAUAAAUGAGAGGCAAACCCUAGUUAUAAGCUUUUGUGUCAUGCAAUAAUUUUCUAUAACUGUAUGCCUUCUCGUGGGUUACCACUUGCCUAUUGAAGUGUUUAAAAGGUCCAAUACACAAGCUCAGAAUCUCAAAAAAAUCUCAAAGAAAAGAAAAAAACUGCCUUGUGUUUGAGGAUAGUAAAGGCUGAGACUAUCUUAAUACAGAAUAACAUGCCAUAUGUACAUUAAAAGAAUUACUGGUCACUGUAAAGAGAGUUCAACUGAAACUAGUAUGAGGCUUCAGCACUGAGUUUUACAAAUCCAGUGCUCAUCAAUUGCAGACUUAUGGUAUAAUGCUGCCUGUAGUGUUGUAUAUUGGUCUUGUGUUGAAGUAUUUUCCUCCUUUGUGUUUUCUGUAGACCUGCCCUCUAAGGUUGAACAUAGGGCAUAAUUUAUGUUGUUGCUAGGAUGAGGUUUGAUACCACAAAGGUGAGCUGUUGGAAUUUGGGCUAAAGGCCAUGUCACACCAAGCCGAUGGUCCAUCAGUCAAAGUUGGUUGGUGGUUCAGCACAGUACACAAGAAGACAAGUGGAAUUGAAAAAUGUAAACAAGGUCGAGGGACUUGGGUCAAAACAAAUUUAUUCUAUAGGGUAAGACUGUUUUUCUUUUGACAUGGGCUCUGAAAAGAAACGUUUCCUGAUGGUU